This is a messenger RNA of Apis dorsata (giant honeybee), 433 nucleotides long. RefSeq names its product peritrophin-1-like. Gene Ontology annotation, molecular function: chitin binding. NCBI's taxonomy places the organism in Eukaryota, Metazoa, Arthropoda, Insecta, Hymenoptera, Apidae. The transcript has 2 exons. The record is from RefSeq and is a predicted model, not a curated record. The annotation marks the transcript as partial. Gene Ontology annotation, cellular component: extracellular region.
AUAAAGAAAGAACAAGAAAUAAAAUCACAGUAUCAUAGUAGCUAGGAAAAGAAUACGAUACGAGAUUUAUUACAUCUUUACAUCGAAAAUGAAAGCAACAUUAGCAGCAUUUGUAGCAAUAUUUGCUGCAAUUUUAGUUUUCGUUUCUGCCGAAAUACCAACUUCAUGUCCAGAAGAAAAUGGAGAAGAUGCUAUUCUACUUCCAAAUCCAGAUGAUUGCUCAACCUUUUAUGAAUGCAACGAAGGAAAGCCAUUCUUAAUGGAAUGCAGUCCAGGACUUGAGUACAAUCCUGAGUUAAGAGUAUGCGAUUAUCCAAAUCCCAAUGCAACUUGCAUACAUCGCCCCCCAAGUUCAUCCACAAAAAAUCCUGAUCCUCAACAUCGACCGACAAGUCAGGUACCAUCUAAACGUCCACCACCACCAACAAGCAGU